AUGAAUGGAGCAAUUGUGGCAUUGGGACUCGCGACAGCAAUUUCCAUCAUAAUAAUAGGUUUAUCAAUCCUUCGCACUUCAUCGCAAUCAAAUAAUUUAUCAGAAUUCGAAAUAUAUCUAAAUCUCGACACUAGCAACUUGGAAGAAGAUUUAAACGAUAUCCUCUCAUUUAUUCCACUCGAUGAAGUUAAACAAAUAAUUUACACUUACGCAUCAAAUGAUAAUCAAAUUAACGAAACAAUAAUAUUCAUAAAUGACAUGAAAAUUUAUAUUCUAAGAGAAUUCAAAAAAUUACCGAAUAUCGAUUUUUUUAAACACAUUUUACAACAAAAUGGACUCAAGACACAACACUUGUUCGAUGAAAUUCAAAAAUUUUGGAAUAAUAUUCCAUCCGAUGGGAAUAGAGUGAGAAAUAAUAGUGAUUACUACGGUGGUCUUACUUCGAUGAUUAAUGCAAUUUUGGGUAAAAUAAAAAUGAACGAUCUACAUUUACUUCUUUGUUCAAAAGUCAUUGAAUCGAGAAGUUUUCGCCAUUUUCUCCUUCUUCUAAUGUCACGUGAAUUCGAUGAAUUUUGUCAAGGAAUUGACGAGAGUCAGGAAUUUCAACGAUUAUUUCAUUGGGCAAAAGAGGCGAAUAUUGAAAUUAUUUUUGCCAUUGAACUCUUAACGCAUUUUCAUUCAUAUUUGACAACAAAACUUUUCAUGGACAUCGUUCAUUGAUUCGA
Messenger RNA from Leptopilina heterotoma, 725 nucleotides. RefSeq lists its product as uncharacterized. The transcript has a single exon. The record is from RefSeq and is a predicted model, not a curated record. Bases 1 to 720 code for a protein of 239 amino acids. Lineage: Eukaryota; Metazoa; Arthropoda; Insecta; Hymenoptera; Figitidae.